UCAUGUUCCGAAUAACAUCAACACAUAGCACAGCCCGUUUACACAGCCUUGGGCAGUAAUUUUUAUGAAACAUUUCUUACCACUUUGGGACUUGUGCAUGCUACCUCAUUAUCGUUUCUUGGAUUAUUUUCAAAAUCGAGCAAUUUUGACAAGGUGUUGUCAAUCAUUCUUGAUCUUUGUUGACGUUGAACCAUUGUGUUGUAAGAUUCUGGUCUGUGUUUUUGAGCGAGUCGUCUACUCAAUUAUACUCUCUCAAAAUGAUUUCUAGAACAUGGACUUGGUCGGUCCUGCUGAUGGUGACGGUUUUGUUCUUGUACUAUCAACUAAUUUCCACCACACGCAAUGUACCCGCACCUGUCCACAAUCUCCAGCCGGGACAUUCUACAAGUUCUUCUGAACCAUCAUGCAUCAAUAUUUGGCGAGACCUGGACGAUGAGGAGGUCGUCAGUGUCUUGGCCUUGUUGCAUUCUCCGGCCGCAGGAUUGAACCUCACCUCAGUCAAGGAAUCUACAUUCAGUGACAAUUUCGUCUUUGUCACGGAACUACUUCGACCAAAUAAAACAGAUUCAGUUGCAUUUCUCGAUCAUCAAACGGCACCACCCGAUCGAUAUGCUCGAGUCACGAUCAAACGCAAUUCUGCAGAAGUCGCCAGAAUUGAAGAGUACAUGGUUGGACCGCUACCUGUAUCAUACACCACUGUCAUCCAGCCUCUGUCCUUCAUCUACAAUAGUGGACGAAGCGAGACGCCAUUUCUAGGAGCUGACGUGACAGCUCUCGAAGGAUGGAUGGAAAGCAUUGCUGAAAGCAUGGAGGAUGUUGUUUUGGAUUUGCUACUCCAUGGCGUUCCAAUUCCCCACCAUCUGACCUUGAAAGAUUUCGUGGCAGCUAGCAACGAUCAGAUCUGGUUUGAAGAAGGCCGUGCUAUGCGAUGGGUAUCUUUCUCACAGAUAUCGGACGCAAACACGCUUUUACCUCAAGGUCUAUAUUUCAAGGCCGACACAACUGGUCGUGAUCCAGAGAAGUGGCGUGUCGUUAUGUGGCUGUACAAUGAUAUUGUAUAUGCUUCCGGAGAAGAGUUGAGAAACGCUUGGAGAUCGCCAGAUUUUGUAAAGCUCCCUGGCAAUCUGGAUGGAGACUGGACUCGGCUUGAACCUGAACAACAUAUGAACAACCAGUACUCUCAUAACGAGCCUCCGAAAUUGACUCAAACUGGAAAAGGCCGUGUUGAGGUCGACAAGAAGAAUUCUUUUGCUUCAUGGAUGGGAUUCGAAUUCUACUUGUCCUUCUCGCAGGUGACUGCACUGUCCCUCUACGACAUCAGACUGGAUGGGGAACGAGUCAUGUACGAAUUGGGGAUCCAAGAGGCAGUGGCUCACUACGCGGGAAACGAUCCUGUUCAGAGUGGGACGUCCUUUCUAGACAGUCUUUUUGCACUCGGCGGUGAUGUGACAGAGCUUAUUCCAGGGUUUGAUUGUCCCUCGUAUGCCACGUUUCUGGACACAAAACAUCAUCGAAUGGAGAAGACAUUCCAUUACAAGAACGCAAUCUGCAUUUUCGAGGCUCCGUCUGAUCAUCCAUUACAAAGACAUUCCCGAGGAUCCUGGGUCACCUCGUUCUCCAAUUCGGUGCUUAUUGUUCGAUACAUCACAGUUGUUGGGAACUACGACUACCUCAUUGACUAUAUAUUUUAUCUCGACGGCUCCAUUGAAGGCGCGUACUGGAGCAACAACAAACGCUAUGGAUAUCACGUCCAUGACUUUUUGUCAAGCUCUAUCCAUGACCAUAUCUUGAAUUUCAAAGCAGAUCUGGACAUUGCGGGCUCCAAAAAUACCAUAGCGGUGGUCAGCGUUGCGCCAAAAGAAGUGGAUUACCCAUGGUCAUCGAAACCACGGAAUACCAUGGUUCUCGAAAAGUCUCACAUCUUCACUGAAGACGAGGCAAGCCUCAACUGGCCGGCAAAUGGAGCCAGUAUGUACGUCAUUAUGAAUCACCAAGAGAAAAAUGCGUAUGGAGAGAGCCGUGGAUACAGAAUCAUGCCUGGUACUGGCAUGGGAUCACCCGUCCAUCUUACAGUGAAGAACUCUUCCAACCUUCUCAACUCUGCCAAAUGGACGGAACAUGACUUCUUUGUUACGAAGCAAAAGGAUACAGAACCACGAUCAGCAUCACCGCAGAAUGCACUUACUCCCGAAGAUCCAUUGGUAAGAUUCGACAGUUUCUUGGACGGAGAGAGUUUGGUCGAGGAAGAUUUAGUCAUUUGGUUCAAUUUGGGAAACCACCAUGUUCCACAUUCUGGGGAUAUUCCAAACACGUUGAUGACAACUUCUGCAUCGUCUGUGAUGUUCUCCCCUCACAAUUACCACAACAGAGACAGGUCAAGGGCUCUAACGAAAGGUGUCCGUAUUGAUUUAAAAGAAGAGGGCUUCUUGGAUUCAGAGGAAGAGCUCGUCCAAUGA
Messenger RNA from Mollisia scopiformis, 2456 nucleotides. RefSeq names its product amine oxidase catalytic domain-containing protein. The coding region runs from base 258 to 2456 and encodes 732 amino acids. Gene Ontology annotation, molecular function: quinone binding; primary methylamine oxidase activity; copper ion binding. Gene Ontology annotation, cellular component: plasma membrane. NCBI's taxonomy places the organism in Eukaryota, Fungi, Ascomycota, Leotiomycetes, Helotiales, Mollisiaceae. Gene Ontology annotation, biological process: amine metabolic process. The record is from RefSeq and is a predicted model, not a curated record. The transcript has 4 exons.